AAUCAGAGCUUAAGCUCUAAGGUCCUCCAUUAAUGACUUCUCCGAGCUCCUCCCCAGCCUCCCCUCCCUCCUCCUCCUCCUUACAGAUCAUCACUCGGUAAAAGGGUCACCCCCACUAGGGCCCCACGAUGUCGUUUCUCCGGCGGAGGCGGGCCACCUCCGCCGAUGCCCCCCAGCCACCGUCACCGUCGAAAGAAUCCCACUCCAAGAGGGACAGACACAAGAAAGGCAGCAAAAACGAUGGCAAUAAACAGACCGAACAGCCGGCCCCUCCGCUGCAGCCGCCGCCUCCGCCUCCGCCGCCGCCGACGAAGAAGUGGUCGUGCAUCGACGGGUGCUGCUGGUUCAUCGGGUGCAUAUGCUCGACCUGGUGGCUGCUGCUGUUCCUCUACAAUGCGAUGCCGGCGUCGUUCCCUCAGUACGUGACUGAGGCGAUUACGGGGCCACUGCCUGACCCGCCUGGGGUGAAGCUCCGGAAGGAGGGGCUGACAGCGAAGCACCCAGUUGUCUUCGUGCCCGGGAUCGUCACCGGCGGGCUCGAGCUCUGGGAGGGCCACCAUUGCGCCGAUGGGCUGUUCAGGAAGCGCCUCUGGGGUGGCACCUUCGGGGAGCUCUAUAAACGACCUUUGUGCUGGGUUGAGCACAUGUCACUUGAUAAUGAGACGGGAUUGGAUCCUUCUGGAAUAAGGGUCAGGCCUGUUUCUGGUCUUGUUGCAGCGGAUUAUUUUGCUCCGGGUUAUUUUGUCUGGGCGGUCUUGAUUGCAAAUUUGGCCAGACUAGGAUAUGAGGAGAAGACUAUGUACAUGGCUGCAUAUGACUGGAGACUGUCCUUUCAGAACAAUGAGGUCAGAGACCAGACACUCAGCAGGAUAAAGAGCAACAUAGAGGUCAUGGUGGCUACAAAUGGUGGUAGAAAGGUGGUUGUAAUACCACACUCGAUGGGUGUUCUUUACUUUCUACAUUUCAUGAAGUGGGUUGAAGCUCCAACUCCUAUGGGCGGAGGAGGUGGACCCGACUGGUGCGCAAAACACAUAAAGGCAGUUAUGAAUAUUGGUGGGCCAUUUUUAGGUGUUCCAAAAGCAGUUGCAGGACUCUUUUCUAUUGAAGCAAAAGAUAUAGCUGUUGCCCGGUCGUUUGCCCCAGGUGUAUUGGACAAGGACGUCUUUGGGCUUCAGACUCUACAGCAUAUGAUGAGGAUGACCCGAACUUGGGAUUCAACCAUGUCAAUGAUACCGAAAGGCGGUGACACUAUUUGGGGUGGCCUUGAUUGGUCACCUGAAGGAUUCGCCAGCUGUAGCUCAAAAAGGUCAAAGAAUAACUAUGGUAACAGCACUAAAGGUCACCAACGUAAGAAGGUGAAUUACGGGAGGCUAAUAUCGUUCGGGAAAGAUAUAGCUGAAACCCAUUCCUCAAUGAUUAAGAGGACAGAUUUCAGGGGUGAAUUCAAGGGCCAUAACCUCUUAAAUACGACCAACUGUGAUGUUUGGACAGAGUACCAUGAUAUGGGAGUACAGGGUGUAAAAGCAAUCUCGGACUACAAGAUGUACACUGCAGGUUCAAUAUUGGACCUUCUGCACUUUGUUGCCCCAAAGAUGAUGAAGCGUGGGAGCGCCCAUUUUUCAUAUGGAAUUGCCGAUAAUUUAGACGACCCAAAGUAUCAACACUACCGAUAUUGGUCGAAUCCAUUGGAAACCAAGUUACCAAAUGCUCCGGAUAUGGAGAUAUAUUCUAUGUACGGAGUCGGGAUACCCACAGAACGAGCGUAUGUAUACAAGCUAACCCCCCCUUCCGAAUGCUACAUUCCUUUUCAGAUAGACAGCUCUGCGGAUGGUUCAGGUGACGAUUCUUGUCUACAAGGUGGAGUUUUCUCAAUCAAUGGGGACGAGACUGUUCCCGUCUUGAGUGCAGGCUUUAUGUGUGCGAAAGGGUGGAGGGGGAAAACUCGAUUCAACCCCUCGGGGAUAAGGACUUUGAUAAGGGAGUAUGACCAUGCCCCACCCGCUAACCUGUUGGAGGGCCGGGGAACCCAGAGUGGGGCACAUGUGGACAUCUUGGGCAACUUUGCAUUGAUUGAGGAUAUCUUAAGGGUGGCUGCCGGGGCCACGGGAGAUGACUUGGCGGGAGAUCGGGUCUACUCAGAUAUCUUCAAGUGGUCUGAGAGGAUUGACUUGCCACUCUAGAAGAUCUAUUACGUGACAAUGUAGUCCAUGUCUCCAUUCUUGGGCAAAACGACAAUCCGAACCGGCUCUCAUAGUUCCCCAUAGCCAAUAGUUGGGAAGCAGCAAGUCCAAACCUAUACAGCCGACCAGUCAUUCCAGAAAAAUGAAAGGGUAGGGUUGAGGAUUUUCUCGUGGCAUUCGCUGAAACUAAACAGCUUCACUGUCUUGGAAAACGCUCAAACAGCUAGGAGGAAGAAUCGAUAUCUCACUGUUGCGCGACGGUAGGCUUCCCGUCUCCUCUGUGGGUUAUAUCGACUUCUGUAAGAUACACGUGGUUUCCCACCUUCCCGGGAUUCUGGGCGAUUGGUCAAUCAAUUUAUUUGAUUAAUUUGUCCAUGAAAUUUUGUAUUAGAACUGUAAAUUCUGUUAUAACCGCGGGUUCUAUAAAUUUUUCGUCCUGUUUUAUCAAUUCUCCAGAACUGGGUAAGCAAGCAAUUGAUAUCCCUGUUGUGCUGCACUCCUACAGAUACAAAACAAUUGAAUAGCAGUGGAAUUUCCAUUGAA
Punica granatum (pomegranate) is the source of this 2723-nucleotide messenger RNA. The record is from RefSeq and is a predicted model, not a curated record. Lineage: Eukaryota; Viridiplantae; Streptophyta; Magnoliopsida; Myrtales; Lythraceae.